This is a messenger RNA of Gymnogyps californianus (California condor), 3667 nucleotides long. RefSeq names its product CKLF like MARVEL transmembrane domain containing 7 (gene CMTM7). The record is from RefSeq and is a predicted model, not a curated record. Gene Ontology annotation, cellular component: membrane. NCBI's taxonomy places the organism in Eukaryota, Metazoa, Chordata, Aves, Accipitriformes, Cathartidae.
AUGUCUCACGGGGCGCGAGUGAUCCGCACCGGGGUGAGCAGCGGGGGACCGGCCCCACCGGCCGCCACCGCCGCCUCCUCCUCAGCGGGCUCCGACGCGGAGCUCAUGGACGGCGCCUAUUUCCGCUCCUGCGCCGGCAUGCUGAAGGUGGCCCAGAUGAUCUCACUGCUGGUUGGAUUCAUCAGUGUAAAUAAUUCUCCGUGGACAGAUUACAGUGCAUAUAGCUACUUUCAGAUUGUCACCAUGUGCGACUUGGUUAUGAUUUUGUUCUUCUACAUUAUCCACAUUUUCAGAAUCUACAGGAAGCUCACUUGCGUUAGCUGGCCACUUGCGGAGUUUCUUCAUUAUUUAAUCGGUACAAUUCUGCUUCUCAUCGCAUCGAUUGUAGCAGCAUCCAAGAGUUACAAUCUGACUGGACUCGUGGCUGGAGCGACUUUCGGGUUCCUGGCUACAAUCCUUUGUGUUCUAAGCAUAUGGUCAUCCUACAAGGUUUCAUGCAUCACGCAGUCAACAAAUGCAUCUGUAUGAUUCCUUCAUCUCUGCAAGACCUCUGCCUUACAAAAUAGGAUACCAAAGAGGAGCGUCCACUACUGAGGAGAGAGCAUGGGUAUUUUGUUACUAGCCUGGACAGCCGGCAGCUUUUGAAGAUCUACUUGAAUGCCUAUGCAAAACAAUGUUGUGAACCAAAGGUUUUUUGCUCCCCCCACUUCCCCCCCUUCAAAGAAGUUUAUAAUGGAGAUCCUGCUUUUUAUGAGCUUUACAGAGAAAGACAACUUCUGUCUCACAAGCUGGGCUGUGGUCAUUUCCAGCUAUUUGCAAUAAGUGCAUGUAAAACUCAUUUGGAGAGUCAUUUGGUUCUCCUUUCAGAGGGAUGGAAAAAUUGCUUCUGAUUUCCUUCAUCUGUUUACAGAAGGGAAAUCCUGCAAAUUCCUACCUGAUUCUUAACUUCCAAGGAUGAUUUGUUUAACAAAGGAACUGUUACAAACUGAUUUGUGCCUGGAUAAGCUGACCCAGGUCUUUGUUACCUCUUUCUAUCAGAACUGUGGACUUUUUCUAACGUCAGCUCAGCCAGCAUCAAAAAUUAUGAACUGCAACUUGAAUACGUCACUGCAAACACUCCCUCCUAGCCCCAACAGUACAUGAUGAAAUCAGGUUUUUUCUCCAUGAAUUUUUACAGGUUAUUAACAAUCAAAGAUUGCUCUUAAAAACUUCCCUCUGCCCAAUACAGGAAAAUACGUACCCAAGAAUAUGUGUUUAAUGUUUUGUCAGAUCUUUUUUUUUCCUUUUCACAAAUAUUAAUUUCUAAAAUGGGUAUUUGUAAGGCCUGUUCUGUAGAAAAUUUCUGUGCAUUUCCUAUAAAUUAUUCUCUUGGGAGUCUAACAGUGUUUAUGGAAAGCCCAUUGUGAAUGGAGCAAUGGGCUUCUUUCUCUCUUACAUGUGGUUUGUCCCUUCCUCUGCCUCUGCUGGGAUCCAUGCUUUUGGAGACUCUGCCCGGAGCCUGGACAGGCAGAACAGUUCAGUUUUGUCCAACCUGGUAUUGUCAUGAAAUUCUAUGUAACUUCGAGGCUGAGACAAUGCCUUCUUUUCUUUCUCUCCUUUUGCAGUCUGUCUCUGGUGAGCUGGAAAUUCUUUCCCAGAAAAAGGGAAGUGCAGGCCCCUCCUCCUUGGUGCUUCCCUUUUCAUGUCUAGCUGUGAAGUAGAACUUGUACUUAUAAGCUGGUAUCUUCUGUCAGGACAAUGCAUGAUGGUGCAGCAGGUUUCUGUGAAAAGUAGGACUCAUACAGUUUACCAGGUCCAAUCCGGAGGAAAAAAGCAUUUUCUGGCCUGUUAUGCAUUUUCCUAUUUGACUGAAAUUCUGCGUCAAUACUGCUAAGUAAUUUAAUGGUCCUCUCAGAAAAUUCUUUUUGUGCCUCAUAGCAGGUCAUCAUACAUUGCCAUUUGUUGCCACCUUAAUUUUUUCUCUCAUCCUAAUAUACGUAUCUUUACUUUGAUUUUUUUUUUUUACUCUUUGACAAGAGAAAUUGGCCAACUGCUAAAGUGUCAAAAACUUUGAGUGAAUAAGUAAGUAAAUGAAAAUAACUGAGCAGAUGAUAACCUGGAAAGGUAGAAAUCCCCCUCCUCAUGGUGCACAGUUUCUGUGAUUCUUCUUGCUGUUCCUUUUCAUAAGUGCCCUAUUUACAGCAACAUAGAGCAGGAAACAAUUUGAAAGCGCAAAAGUCUGCUGUUUGUGGAUGAAGAUACAUAUACUCGCUCCAAGAUGAACUGCUUUAACAUGAAUAUAGAGGAUUAUUCAAAUAAAACUAUAUAACAGGCAGUUAUAAUGUUACUAAUUUCACAUUGACUAUUUUUUAUUUCUUUACAAUGUCCAACUUCGGCGUGCUUUUCUGCCCCAUACCUUCAGAUGACAUAUUUUGUCUUGGAAAUGGGUCACUUUUUUCUUUUUAACGACCUGAAUUGAGCAUGCCUCAAAGGCUCUCUGGCUUAAGAGAACAGACAUCCUUCUCAGCUAGAAAUCCACUGUCAGCAGAGUCAGUGAUGGUUCCUUGCCCAGCCCAUACAGGACUGGUCCAAAGGACAUACAUGACAAGGGACUUCAUUCUGGGCACUUUGAGUGAAAAUACCUGCAGAAGAAGGUACACAUACACACACACACGUAUUUUUUUGCAACGGGGUGCUUGAUCACCAGUUCUCCUGCCAAGACUGACUUAACUACAGUUUUUGGAAACCAGCACUCUGACUUAAAUUUGGACUGACAUGGUAGAUAUUUAAGGAUACAACCUCUUCUGUUCCCCCAGAGGAAAGAGAAGUGCGCUAUUUCUCCUUCACCUCCUGAGACAGAUGUCACCUCAGAUAGAUAGUAGGCAGCUUCCUACAAGCGUUAACCUCUCUUGGCAAUCUGUGGGAAACCAAUGUUCUGCUGCACACAGCGUGAAUGCAGCUGAGACCUCAGCACUGUGGUGGCAGUGGGGAGAAGCACCUGCUAAGAUACGGGGCUGGAGCCUGAGCUUGCUCUGAAGAAAAGGCUGUUUCCACUCUGCUGGAAUCGUGCCCCCUCUCCUGGCACUACACUAGCAUCAUUUUUUCAGGCUCCCACAUCACUCUGUCACUUGUCACCAUGUGGGGAAAAAAAAAAUUAAGGGGAAUUUCAUGCAGUCUGAUAACCAAAGAAUUUCUGAACUAUGCUCUGUGAUCAUCCAAAGAAUAUGUUUUGCUGCAAGUGCACUUGUUUAUAGUGGAUCAAGAGAAGUAAAUUACAAGGUCCCUUUUGGUGUGCCUAUCGACAGGUCUAAGGUAUACCUGCAGCUUUUGCUGUUAAUGACAGUGCUGGGUCCAUAGACCCACCAUAUGCUCUUAAUGCAGGAUGCUUUCAGGCUGGAAAACUGACUUUGCUGCCAAAGCUUCCUCGCUUUCCCCCAAUCCUCCUUGUGAAACAUGUCUACCAAAAAAAAGCACAGGUUUUGCUGGUAUCACCAGCUCUACCAGCGGUCUUUGAAUGACAGCUUUGUCUGGCAGGGACUUUGGCACCUCACUACUGUAAUUCUGCCAGCAAAAGUGUUUUAAGUUUCCUUCAGUGUCAACCUCGUUCUGAAAGCUCCAUCUGUCUGCAACUUUGUCAAAUAUGGGAUUCCAGCUGUUUUAGGAAUAAACUAUGUUCGCUAUUUGGAUG